GGCCGGGGGAGCGGCGGCUGCUGGCUCUGCCCCUGCUAAUCCGCCGGCCUGGAGCUCCUUGAGCUCUGCUGCUGUGACAGGAGAGGGGUGGCAGUGACUGCAGGGAGAAGGAAGAGAAAGGAGCCCUGUCGCUGAGUGCUUCCAAGAAACUGAACGAAACUGUUGGAUAAAAAGCAGCGCUGUCCUGGUAGAUGCUACUGAAAUCACGGAGAGUCUCCAUAAACAACAGCCUUACAUAACUGGGCCCCAGGAGAGCAGAAACGUGGGAACUAUAAAGUUGUCCCUGUAGUUCUAACCACAUUCAUUGCAUUAUUUCAAUGUGCAGGCUGCAAUAAAGAAUGCAUCUUAAGCUGGUCCUCCAGCACAGAACAACAGAAAAACUGGCUGAAACCAUCGCUCAGACAAACUCUGUACGCUUGACAAGGAAGUGUGAGGAUGGGAAAUAGUGCAUUAAAAGCCCACCUGGAAACAGCACAGAAAACCGGUGUGUUUCAGUUAACAGGAAAGGGACUUACAGAGUUUCCUGAAGAUCUGCAGAAGCUAACGAGCAACUUAAGGACAAUAGAUUUGUCAAACAACAAAAUAGAGCUCUUGCCACCACUCAUUGGAAAGUUUUCCUUUUUGAAGAGCCUUGUUCUAAACAACAACAAACUGACUGCUCUGCCUGAGGAGCUGUGUAAACUGAAAAAACUGGAAACGCUGCAUUUGAAUGGCAAUCACUUGAGGCAGCUACCAGCUGCGUUUGGACAACUUUCAGCUCUCAAAACCCUGAAUCUUUCUGGAAACCAGCUUCGGACUGUGCCGACACAACUCUGUGGUCUUCGUCACUUGGAUGUGGUAGAUCUUUCCAAAAACCAGAUCCAAAAUGUACCUGACACUGUGGGAGAAUUGCAAGCUAUUGAACUCAAUUUGAAUCAGAACCAGAUUUCUCAGAUCUCAGUGCAGAUCUCCCACUGUCCACGCCUCAAAGUCUUGCGUUUAGAAGAAAACUGCUUAGAACUCAGCAUGCUUCCUCAAAGCAUCCUCAGCGAUUCCCAGAUCUCACUGCUUGCAGUUGAAGGAAACCUCUUUGAAAUCAAGAAACUUAGAGAACUGGAGGGUUAUGACAAGUACAUGGAACGCUUUACAGCUACAAAGAAGAAGUUUGCGUGAUCAUUGUUCUGAUCCUGUGUAUCCCUGAUAAGAAGAGUUAGUGACUGAGGCACCUGCUUCACUGACCUGAAGCAAGACUGGUGAAGGAGAUGUUCAGAGUACUCCGCUCUAGUAGUCGUACAGUCUGUUAAGGCCAUAUUGAAUAAACUGGAAUAGAGUACACGGGUACUGAACUGAUAAACCUGUCUAGGGGCCAGUUUUGAUUUUGAGCCAUGAUAGCUUUUAACACAAUAUAUGUUCUCCUUUGUCAGGGCUCAUUCUUUAGUAGAGAAAGGGAAAGAGCAUUUCAAAUUUGCCAGUUCCCCUUCAUCAGGAAGCUGUGUGUUAAGCUAUAAGAGUCAUUUCUCCUGGAAACAUUUUUCCAUGCUAGUACAUGGAAGUUUUGCUAUCAAAAGGAGAUCUGAAAAGUUGUAUAUUUUGCAGUAAGCACUGUUCUACAGAGAAGAACUUUCACAAAUAAUGUUUUAGUUCUUAACCUCUAUGAGUUUUUCUAAUGAAGCACAAAUAGUUAUGGCUGAAUUUAUAUCAACUGCUUUCAGUAAACAAAUCAUGGUUUGAGCAUCCUUCAUAGACUUUUCCCCAUAAGCAGGAAUUGCACUACAGUUCUAUUCUGCUUGAGCUGCAUCAAAUAAAAGAUGAUGUUUACCUUCAAUGUAUUCGGUAAAAUGUAUAUUGCUGGAAAAUAUAAAAUCCUUGCACUGACUGUUUGUAAAAGUCUUAGCUGUCACCCUACUGCUGCUGCCUUACUAUCAAAAGCAUCUAGAAAGACCUAAAAAUGUAUGCAGUUAUUUAACUUAUACUGAAAAUGAAAACAUACUUGUUUAUUUUAGUAAAUUGUUUUCAAAAAUGAAUUUCAAGCUUAUUUGGUGUAGCUGCUGCUGUUGUCACUUUAACCAAUAUUACAAAGGUAUCAUUAAAAAAAAUCACUUCAGAUACACAGUUCCAUCAGCUGCUGGUAACAGUUGUACUUCAACUGCUGUGAGACUGCAGAGAAGUCCAGUAUGUCAACACUGUGGUAGUAAUUCAGUUAAGAUGUACUGCAUCCUCAAAACAAUGAGGUAGGAAGAACUGUAUUAAGUGCUUUUCUUGGCAAAAUACAUGUAAGCAUGGAUACAUCUAUUCCUAAUGAGACUCUUACAGUCUCACUGAAUAUAUUAACUAGCCUUCUAUACCUAACCUUUCCUACACAAGGCUAGAAAGGCAUCUAUACAGUCAACUCCUGAAAGGUGCAAAUAUAAUUAUUAAGUGUACUCACUGUGGUUGUUAGCUGCAAACAGAAAGAAAACAUUAAGAAAAA
Anas platyrhynchos (mallard) is the source of this 2449-nucleotide messenger RNA. The record is from RefSeq and is a predicted model, not a curated record. Lineage: Eukaryota; Metazoa; Chordata; Aves; Anseriformes; Anatidae.